AUGACUGACUCCGACGUCGCCCUGCGUCUCAAGACCUCGUGUGCGACGGCGCACGCUCAUUACGACCAGGUUGUGGCCGUCUCGCAGAAGAUCAUCAAUGACUCCUUCGAUGAUCUGUACAAUCAAUUCCCGGAGUAUGGUCAGGUCGACUUCUCCAACCGAAGGAUCGGGAGCAUUAAAGGGUCUCUGUACUCGCCCCGUCUUCUCCUCGGCGGUGGCGUUGGGGCCGAUAUAUCCCUGACGUCCGCUCUGUAUGUCAUGCGCUUCAAGGAUGGCGAGAUCACCAUUCCCGCCGACGACGACAACGAUCCGGAUCAAGUCGAACCGCUGGCUGGGUGGAACCUCGCAGUCACGAUCGACUUGAAGACCCAGAGUGUGGUCGUCGAUCCCGAUGCCGAUCCGGAUGAGCAGGAGCGACAGCAAGCCAUCUGGGACUUCAUCCAUGGCAAGUUCGACGUGCCGGGCGACUACAGCAUCCAGCGACUGUACGCCAAACUAGCCGAUGCGCAUUGGAGGGACUUUGACUAUGCGAACUCGCAGUUCGGGGUCAACACGGACGGCUCGCCGAGGUCCUGGGGACAGCUGAUCAAGCAGUACCCCUAUCUCGAGACCGAUCUUCAGAUUAUGCUCAACCAUUGGGCACUGGAACAGGAACAGAAGGGCCUGACGACGACGGGAAUCAAGUUCACCUUGCCUCCGCCCGAUAAGAUUGAUCCCUUGAAGCCGACCUUCCAGCCGACAGCCAUGGUUCACCAGGUCUACGGAUACACCAACCCGGGCAAGGGGGUUCCGGACCCCGUCAUCUCCUACGAUGUGCCGGGGGACCUUAACGCGCUGCUUUACUGUGAGAUGGUCGCCGAUCACGAGCUCCCCAAGGACAGGCAGCUUGCCUCCGCCGGCAACUUCACGACGCAGGCCUCGACCAUUGGCGGGCCGCGCAUCGACGGCACCUAUGCACUGAGUCACCAGCUCUUCCUGGAGAGCUUCCUACUGCCAAUGCUGCAGGCUUUCAACAAGACCUCAAUCAUCUACCCGACGGACGGAAGCUUCUCGUCCAGCGGCAGUGCGAGCCAGAUUGACUGGAACUUCGCCGUCGGCAAUGAUGGUGUGCACCAGGACAGCGCCGACGAGUUCUUUGUCUUCAAUCCGGUCACCAACAUCGACACGCCAGCUGACGCAACUGCGUACCGGUUUUCGAAACAAUAUACAUCCAGCCUCUCACCGCACGGGCACAAUACCGAAUAUGGCGUGUACGGCAGCUACGAUGCAACGGGCAGCUGUCAGGUUGACUUCAAGUGGAAUCCGGGUGAACAGCGCUUCACCCUCUCGGGGUCGUCCGUAUAUAAGUACGACAUCGAAUGGGCAGACAACGAUGCCAUGCAGCGACCGUAUGGGUGGUUGAGAGACACAUUUGAAUGCCACUGGAGUAUGGGUAUUAAUAUCGAUAGCGUCGAAGGAGGCGUGCUCAAGCUGAGUGUUAACGCCGGCUCCAAGAGCGAUGGUGAUGCCAAGGUCACCCAAACACAACACGAGCAGCAACAAAGCGUGUCACCCGAAGGCCAAGCAGAGAGGAUCCAGGCGGAAAUCGUGAACCAGAUCUCCACCCACGUUCAGACCCUUGAGCAGAACUUGGCCAAGGACUUCCAAACGAGCGCCCAGUUUGUGUACCCGGGAAAUGGCACAUUCAACUUUUCGGCGGCGUGCGUUGGAAACACCGGGGAAAUCCUGGCGACCGUUGAAUACCAACCCCUCACAUCCGGCAAGACCACGAUUCCGUCUCCCGUCACCCAUAAACUGGCCUCCAUGGCGCAGUUCGGCUUCAGGACUGUCCCAGUCAGUGCGCCCGGAAUAGCGCCGGAGCCCAAAUUGGACUGGUCCUUCCGCAAGCCGCUCAAGGGCCCAGAAGACGCCGUCGAGGUCCUCAUUCAGGGCACCAACAACGGCGACGAUCCCGUCCUGCUCAAGGGCAUCGCGUUGACGGUGAGCUCUGAGCCGGAUGGCCGCGGCCUCGUGACGGCCCACAAGUUUACAGCCGACGAAUGGGUCAUUGGGUCCCCGGACGCGGCCAAGUCCGACAUCUUCCAAAUCGUGAACGCGGACGGCACGGCGGCGUUUGCCAGCGUCAAGGUCGUCCCCGGCCCCUUGGCCAGCGACGGCUCGACGCCACUGACCUUCUCCGGCACCGGCGAUCUGUCCGUCCCCUCUGGCGGCACUAUCACCCUGGCCCUCUUCACGGGAACGGGCGUCCCCAACACCUACCAAGUUCCCAUCACCGAGACAUGGCCACCCGUAGAUGGCGAAGCUAGCCAGAGCCUGUCUCAAUCGAUUGAUGUCGUUGUAUCCCCCUGAGGCAGGACAAGUCACGAUUUAGGGCUACGGUAU
Molecule: messenger RNA, 2382 nt
Organism: Aspergillus steynii IBT 23096
Lineage: Eukaryota; Fungi; Ascomycota; Eurotiomycetes; Eurotiales; Aspergillaceae
Exons: 5
Coding region: 1-2349 (782 amino acids)
Source: RefSeq, a predicted model, not a curated record